Molecule: messenger RNA, 741 nt
Organism: Alnus glutinosa
Lineage: Eukaryota; Viridiplantae; Streptophyta; Magnoliopsida; Fagales; Betulaceae
Exons: 2
Coding region: 1-741 (246 amino acids)
Source: RefSeq, a predicted model, not a curated record
AUGGGGGGAAAGCUAGCAAAAUCGAUUAUUCGGUUUAAGGUUGGCAAUGGUAGCAGGAUUUUCUUGAGGUUUGAUCAGUGGCAUCCCUUUGGUUAUCUACUUGACAACCUUGGUCACCGUGUGGUGUAUGAUACUGGUUUUCCUGUUGGGGCAAAGCUUUCAACUAUUAUUAGAAAUGGUGCUUGGUUUUGGCCAUUUGCUUGUUCAGAUACUAUAGUUGAUAUCCAAAGUAAACUUGCUGAGGUGCCUAUUAGGAAUGCAGAUUUGCCGGUAUGGAAUUCCAGUAAUGGGAAUUAUUCAUGUGCUACUACUUGGGAGUUAUUGAGAGAGAAAUGCCCUACUGUGGUAUGGUGGAAACUUGUUUGGUUCUCCAUAUCUAUUCCUAGACACUCGUUCAUUAUUUGGUUGGUAUUUCGGGAUGCUCUUGUAACUAAACAAAGGAUGUGUAGCUGGGGAUUCACAAAGCCUUCAAACUGUCUUUUCUGCCAUGGAUGUAUUGAGAGCAGAGACCAUCUUUUCUUUCAUUAUGGGUUUAGUCGAAGAAUUUGGUUUGCUCUCAUGCAUGCUUCCGACUAUACUGAUCGUCCUUCAGACUGGGAUUCAGUUGUGGUUUGGAGUGUUGUUAGGCUGAUGGGAAAAAAAUUUAAUAUCUUGCCUUGUAAAGCUUUGUCUUGGUGCUUGCAUCUAUCAUUAGUGGAAGCAGCGAAAUGCCUUGCUUCAUGGCAUUUCUCCCCGGACUGA